CCACAGCCUUUUACUCGGAGAGGAUGCUGAGGUUUAAUAGCGAGAGCGCGCGCUUCAAGACUGUUUGCUUCACCGCCGAGUGUGUAUGGGUCGCUUAGCUGAGAGGGCAGUAUGAGCGCGGAGCCGGACGCUUUAGCCGUUGUGAAUCAGCUGAGGGAGCUGGCGGCGGAUCCGCUGAACCGGCGGGCGAUAGCGGAGGACCAGGGCUGUCUGCCCGGUCUCAUUUUAUUCUUGGAUAACUCCAACCCACAGGUGGUCUAUACAGCUCUGCAGGCUCUGCGGUACCUGGCUGAGUGUCGGGCUAACAGAGAGAAGAUGAGGGGGGAGUUUGGGAUGCUGCUGAGUCUACAGAACGUAGUAGAGAAGACAGCAACGCUGGGGGAGACGCGGCUGCUAGCAUCUGAGGUGUAUGAGCUGUUGAGGAACGUAGGAGCAGAUGGAGGAGAGGAAGAGAGAGAUGGAGAAAAGGAUGAAGAGAUGGCCUCCUGCAGGCGCAAAGCCCAGUUUUUCCUCGGCUCGUCCAACAAACGUGCUAAAACUGUCAUACUGCACAUUGAUGGCCUUGAUGAUUCGGAGCGCAGGUCCCUCUGUGAGGAUGCUCUACUGAGGAUUCGAGGUGUGAUCAGCUUCACUUUUCAGAUGGCAGUGAAGAGAUGCAUUGUCAGGAUCAGAUCUGACCUAACUGCUGAGACUCUGGCCAGUGCAAUUGCCUCAACUCAGGUGCUAAAGGCUCAGCAGGUGGUGAAAGGAGAGAACGGCGAUGAGGUCCUGAUUCCAUUCCAUGAGGAAGGGGAGGGUGAAGAGAGUGUGUCGGUGUGCAUGAACCUGCCAGAGUAUCUGUCUGAGGAUGACAGUCCGAGUGUUGAGAAGGAGAAGGUUCUGAGCCGGGUUGGUUCUGCCAGUGAGGGCAGCGGCUGGCUUGCCUCUGCCGCAAACUUCCUCUCUAGAUCAUUCUAUUGGUGAUCACUUCCUGUGCUGAACACUCCUGGGAUCGCUAUAGUCUGGUCAGAACUUUCUAUUGGUGACCAGUUCAUGCUCUCAACAUUCCAAUGAUGACUCUUUGCUGUCCAGAUGUGCUGCAGGGAUCAGGGGCAGUUUACUGUUGCAGAGAGAACUCAGAACACACACACACACGUAUACUUGUGAAAGUAUUCAAACUUUGAAGCUUUGAAGUUUCAUUUUUGUUGAAAAAAAGCUACAGACAAGUAACUAAUUUUAGCUUGUAGACAAAUUGUAAGAGCAUGUGAGUUCAUAUCAAAAAAACUGAUUAGAAAAAUAUGUGAGGCAGGAGAAAAUGUUGAUAAUUUUCAAGGGGUUUGAAUAGUUCAGCAAAGCACUGUAUAUGUGCAGGGCCUUUGUCACAGAAUCUUUCCAGUCAUGUGAAUUGGUCUGUGUUAAAAUGUACAUUUCAAAUUACACUCUUAACGUCUUAAUGACCCUAGUGCAAAUAAUGAGCACAUGAUACCACUUUUUAUAGGAAUCCCUCAGAUGCUGUACACAGGAUAAUCUUAGUCCUUUGUUACAACUGCAGUGAGAAUAGGAUCUCUCUGGAUUUGUAAUAGGUUUAAAUUUAUUUAAUGGGCCUUUUAGGUAGACAGCGUGGAUCAGCAGGGAGUGUGGGAUUUAUACAUAACAGGCGGUAAGAUUUUAAAAGUGGAACCAGUUAACAGGAGAGUUGUUGAGAGCCUUAAUUCGACCACUUAAAGUUAAUUGGUCUCAAUGCCUAGUGAGCUACAUAGGCAGCUAGGCAGCGUGGAAUUGAAAUGAAAGCUUAUUGAGUGAGAAAGUAAUUGUAUCACUUAUUUCUUCUUCCUCCUGCAAGCUUUUGGUGUUUAUGCACCUCAGGCAUUUGCAUUGUUGCAGCAUUUUCUGUUUUUAAAUACUGCUAGCUAAGUAGCUAGGUAGCUCCUUAAGAACACACUCACUCUCCUGAGAUGAACUACAAUUCCAGCCAUGUUAUUUAAUGCCUUUCGGCAGCUCAUUAGGUUCAGUUGUAAAGUGGCAGGGCUCUUGAAUAUUGGCCUGCCAGAACUCAUGUAUAGCUUCCUUAUCCUUUACAGCAACCUGCAGAAGUUUUUUCCCCAUUUAUCUUGACUUGAACUCUGGUGGGCACCCAGCCAGGAGGGCUCAGACAGACAAUCAGGAGAACAACAAGAUAGACUAUGUUCACCAUGACUCAGCAGCUUAAACGCAGCUCCCAGGAGUGGCUUAGGCACCUUUCUCUAAGACACUGUUUCAGUAGUAGUAGUAAUGGGUUCUCUGAUGCUUCCCAGAAACUGUCAUGCUAUGCUGAUGCACACAGCAUGCCCCAACCACAGCAUUAUCGCCUUUUGUGUUGCUUUAUCUUGAAGCUCUUAACAGGGACAGUUGCCAGGCUCGAUGGGGGCUUGUGCUGACUAUACUUGGUGAAGUAGGGCUCCAUUUUCAUUGUCGUUUUCUGUGAGCUUGCAUUGACUAGCACGCAACGUAGCAACACAUUGCUUUGCACUGGACUAGGCUUAUCCUGAGUCUCUUUGGCUUCCUCGAUGUGGCCUUACUGCCAGUGCCCCUGGGAUAGCAAGGGUGGAAAGUACCACCCUGAUUGCUUUUGUUGCUGGCUUGGGUGUCCUGUGAGCGCUAGCUCCAUCAAGAAUUGCUUAGAAUCAUGUUUGGUUACCAGGCUUACCUGCGUCCCUUCUUUGAGGGUCGGUCAAGGCAGGCAGGAUAGGCACUUGGAUCUCUAAUUGUUAGCCUUCUUGUUACUGUUUUAAGAGUACUUCCAGUUGCUCCAUCCCACUUGUGACACCAGUGUAGCGAGCUAGUAGUAGUGGGAAAAGAAUCCAGAGGACCAAAGCUCAACUGAGACAUUAGCUUUUCUCUAACUCAUCAGUCUUACCAGACCCAUUUUAACAACAAUCAUGGGGAAUCCUUUAAAGGAGCAAAUUAUACGAUUUGUAUUUCAAAACAUUCCAAAAUUAUCAGCAGAAUGUGAUGAAAUAACAGUUCUGAUAUUGUCUAAGACGUCUAUGUAUCGUGUUGCUGAGAUAUCUACUGAAGUUAGCAUGCUAACCAGCUGGGCUGGCCUGUCCUUUUUCAGAAUACCACUUUGUACCUCAAGAGGUGACAGUGAGUCACUGUAGCAUCGAGUCUGCCAUCAGUCCAACAUAAGAGGAUGGAGAAGUAUUUAAGAAUUGAGAUUGAGAUCGCAUUUGAUGGUUUAAAAUGCUGCUGCACCACUCACAGGGUUUUGAGGUAUGGUCUCUCUUUUAAUCACUUUUUAAUCACAUCCUCAGACCACAUUUUUAUUUUGUAAUUGCAGUUUAAAUUAGUGCGAUAGGAAAUUUAACCUAAUAACACUUGGCCUGUUAGACCAAUCAGAAAAAUACACCCAUGUUCUGUAUAUGUGACAUCACAACCAGCACAACUAAAUGUUAGUCUGGCGCACUCGGAUUUCAAGCUUUGUUUACUUACACCAACUUUGACCUGCGCACGAGUAGUGUGUAGUAGUGUGUCUAGUAGUGUGUUGCAUGUCCUUUGGCCUUUAGAAAAGCCUGAAUUUGUCUUGACAUUGCAAUUUUUGUGUGUGGAAGGGGGUUAACUCAAUAAACUGGGAAAACAGUAUAAAUUUGACUGUCGAUAAUACACACUUGCACACUGUUUGUUGCCAAAUCACCACAAUAACCACGUCCUACACACCCCUCAAAGGGAUUUUUUUCAUUUUGUAUCUGUAAAAACUUUCCAGCACUCAAUUUAGUCAGAAAAACAAGUUCUCAAUAUCUUUCAAAUUUCCUGUUGAUUUUUCCAGUUUUUCUAUCCUUCUCACAAUGUCUAUCAUGUGUUUAGAUAUUAAAAUAUUCCUGCAUUGUAUUUGUUAUGUAAAACGUCUGCCACUAAAGCAUAACAGCUGCUCACAGACACACAACAUACUUUUUAAAAGUUGUGGUAUGUAUGUGUUAUUUAUACACUUUAUUUAUGGGCAUUAAAAUUUAGUAAUGGUAUUGUGAUUACAGUUUUGGUGAAUGUGUUGUGUCUAGUCAUCUUUUAUCUAAGGCAUGCCUCAGUGCCUCUGUGGGGACAGUGAGCACCUCAAAUCCAUCAAUUACAGGGCUUGUUUUGUAAUGUUCAAUCAUUAAGCAGUACUGUGCAAAAGUCUUGUAAGGCCAAGAAAAUUGCUUAAAAAUGAUUAUCUCAGUGGUAAGUGUACAAACUACAUUCCAAAAAAGUUGGGACAGUAUGUGAAAUGCAUAUAAAAACAGAAAGCAGUGAAUUUUGUUUGAAAUGUAUUAAAUGGACAGUGGUACAAAAACAGAAUAUUAGAUGUUGUACUUUAUGAACUUUUAUUUUUAGUGAUUUUGUGAAUAUAUGUUCAUUCAGAAUUUGAUGCAUGCAACACAUUCCAAAAGAGUUGGAACAGGACUAAUCCAGUUUUGAAAGUGUAUUUUUUUUUGGGAGGUCUUCAGCCGUACGUAUUUUGAGCUUAUUAAGAGCUUAAUAAGAUUUCAGUGGGAGAAAGGAUGGACUGCAGGCAGGCCAGUCUAGCACCCACACUGUCUGAUUGCCCAGCCUUGGCCCACCCCGCCAUGACUAAAGCUGGGUUUUGAAAUCUACAGUGGUAAUGAUCUCUGCUUUUCUUUUUUGACCCAGAGACCACAACAACCUUUUUUUCCAUAAAGAAUUUGAAAGGUCAACACAUCAGACCACAAAACAAGUUUCCACAGUUCAUCAGUCUGUUUCAGAUGAA
Messenger RNA from Colossoma macropomum (tambaqui), 4720 nucleotides. RefSeq names its product armadillo repeat-containing protein 1-like. Gene Ontology annotation, molecular function: metal ion binding; protein binding. The transcript has 7 exons. Lineage: Eukaryota; Metazoa; Chordata; Actinopteri; Characiformes; Serrasalmidae. The coding region runs from base 112 to 963 and encodes 283 amino acids. The record is from RefSeq and is a predicted model, not a curated record.